AUAGGCCUCGGUGCUUCGGCCUCAGUCUUCGCCGAGACCUGUCUGGACCAAGAGCUCCCGCGCACACUCAACAGCCGCCAAAAUGGGGAAGGCCUUCGAUCCUAUGAGCUUCGUGAAGGACUUUCUGGCCGGAGGCAUCGCCGCCGCCGUGUCCAAGACCGCCGUCGCCCCCAUCGAGCGCGUGAAGCUCCUGCUGCAGGUCCAGGCGGUGUCCAAACAGAUCAGCGCCGACCAGGCCUACAAGGAUUUUCCUUGGUGGCGUAGACAAGAAGACACAGUUCUGGAGGUUCUUCCUUGGUAACUUGGCCUCCGGUGGUGCCGCUGGUGCAACUUCCCUUUGCUUCGUCUACCCCCUUGAUUUCGCUCGAACCAGGCUUGCUGCCGAUAUCGGCAAGGGCGCCGGCCAGCGUGAAUUCAAUGGCUUAGGAGACUGCCUCGUCAAGAUCUUCAAGGCUGAUGGCCUCGGUGGGUUGUACCGCGGCUUCGGCGUGUCUGUGCAGGGCAUCAUCAUCUACCGCGCCGCCUUCUUCGGCCUCUACGAUACCGCAAAGGGCAUGCUGCCUGACCCUAAGAGCGCUGGCAUCAUCGUCUCCUGGGCUAUUGCGCAGACCGUGACCACCAUCUCCGGCAUCAUCUCCUAUCCCUUCGACACUGUGCGUAGGCGCAUGAUGAUGCAGUCCGGUCGCAAGGGCGCUGAUAUCAUCUACAAGAACACCAUUGAUUGCUGGAGGAAGGUCGCUAAGAACGAGGGUACCGGCGCCUUCUUCAAGGGCGCGUUCUCCAACGUCCUUCGUGGUACUGGUGGCGCCCUUGUGCUGGUGCUCUACGACGAAAUCCAGGUCCUGCUCUUCGGAACCAAGUCUGGCGGCGGCGAAUAGACAUCAAUGGCAAGACUUCUUGCUUCCUUCUUUUUCAUUUCACGAACAAAUGCGGUUUGCGAAAUUAAAUAAACGAAGCAAGCAAGGAACCGAGAGAACAAUGAGUGUGUGGGGGGAAAGGCGGUGAAAAUAACUGAGCUUUACGCGCACAUGGGACACCUACAGCUUUAGCUCAUCACUGUUUCACCUUGUGUAUAGUACAUAGUUCCAUGGAACUUUAUGCAGAUUCUGUCCAAGAAGUAGACUACAGGUUUGUUUAUACAAAUCCAAUGCAUUUUUUUUAGGAAGAGACUCUCGGACCAUAAAUUUUGUAAAAAGAAAUAAUGUAUAUGUAUAUUUAUUGUUCAAAUGCAUAGUUCUACAUCACACGAGAGACCCGACUGGUGAAACCAUUCCUGUAAUGCUCGUAUAUUUUAAGUUAUAUAAAUGAAACAAAUCUCA
Molecule: messenger RNA, 1319 nt
Organism: Penaeus vannamei (Pacific white shrimp)
Lineage: Eukaryota; Metazoa; Arthropoda; Malacostraca; Decapoda; Penaeidae
Source: RefSeq, a predicted model, not a curated record